UGCCACCUGCCAAAGUGCCAAGUGCCAACAAUAAUCGGACGAUAACGACAGAUGGGCUGUGAUCACGAUAAUAAGUCUAAAUUUACUAAAAAUUAUUAAUUAGACUUUUUUAUUAAAUAUGUGCAUAAUUUAUAAAUGAUCAUUACAGAAAAUUAAUAUAUUCAAUAAAACUUUGCAUUUGGUUUUUCCGUAAGGUUAUUAAAUGCGGAUCAAGUACACGUAUGCAGUAUUUGUGUUCGAAGUUUGUGUUUUUUACGUAGUUUAAAAUGAAAUAACUUAAAAUACAACAAAAUUUAACGUUAUAAUGUUACCUUUGACUCAAAAAGAUACGCGACAUUCGCGCGGUGGCGUUACCGGUAUCCCGGAAAAAUUUGGCAACUGGUUUAGACUCAUUUAUUCAGACAAAAACUCAAGGAAUUUAUUCCUCUUCCUCUUACUUAACUUAUCUUUUGCAUUCGUCGAACUGUUCUAUGGGAUAUGGACCAAUAGUUUGGGUUUGAUAUCCGAUGCAUUUCAUAUGUUUUUUGAUUGUACUGGAUUGGUAGCUGGUUUGGCUGCAUCCCUGAUAUCAAAAUGGAGAGCAAAUGAACGGUACUCCUAUGGUUAUGCAAGAGCAGAGGUGCUAGCUGGCUUUGUUAAUGGCCUGUUCCUAUUGUUUAUCGCAUUCUUCAUAAUGAGUGAGGCAGUGGAAAGAGCUAUUGAACCACCUGAGGUGAAGCAUGAGCGUCUUCUUUUGGUGUCAGUUCUUGGGUUCUUGGUGAACCUCGUUGGUAUAUAUGCUUUCCAUCAUGGCCACGGCCACGGUCACGGUGGUCACGGCCACUCGCACGGCGGCCACGGUCACUCGCACAACCACGACCACGGCCACUCGCACGACGACAUCGAGGCGCCCACGGGCGCGGGUUCAGCCAUCAUGCGCGGAGUGUUCCUCCACGUCCUGGCGGAUACGCUAGGUUCCGUCGGAGUGAUAAUAUCCGCUAUCCUUAUGCGAAUGUUCGGCUGGAUGAGAGCAGAUCCGAUUUGUUCGAUGGCUAUCGCGCUGUUGAUCGCCGCGAGUGUGAUUCCUCUAGUGCGGGAUUCGGCGGGAGUGUUGAUGCAAAGGACGCCGACCUCGAUCGAACGCGCGUUACCGAAUCUUUUCACGCGCGUCGUGGGCUUGGCCGGCGUGCACGCGGUGCAGGAGCCGCACUUCUGGACUCUGUGUAGUGACGUUCACGUAGGUGCUAUAAAGCUGGAGGUGGCGAGGGAGGUAGACCCGCGGUAUGUCACGGAACAAGCUGCUAGAAUAUUCCGAGAGGCGGGCGUGAAACAUUUAACAGUACAAUUAGACUAUUCUCCGCUCUGAUGAGAACCCGUGUACAGUUUGGUUGUUUGAUUUUGUAUAUAAGAUAGAGUAAAUGAGUGUUAUAUAGCAUUUGCACAUACAUGAGUGUCUAAAUUUUAUUUAUAUACUGAGACGGACGGACUGAGUAACUCACGAAUUUGACCAUUUGACAAAGGAUAAAAAAUAUGUGCAGUUUCAUUUCAUUAGUAUGCAUGACUAGACCUCUGCAAUAACUACUAUUUCGUUCGAAUUUUUUAAUAGGCAAAGACUUUAGGAAUCGUAAGAGGGUUGCCUUGAGUAAUAAUCAUAUAACACUUACCAAAAAAUCGUUUUCAACACUAUAAAACCAAUUCGUUUUUCUGAGUUCUGUUCUGUCUAAAUUAUAUUUAGAUUGUAGAUUCAACUGGAAAGACUAACGUGUUUUGUAAUAAGUAAUUUAAUAUGCAGUGCUCAGAUUAUGUUACCAAGUUACAGAAAGAAGUCGUAACAAAACUUAAAAAACUCGGGUCAACUAGAAAAUUUUCUUACAUUUUGUAUUAUUAUAAGAAAUAGCAGGUACAAAAGACCAAAAAGUUAUUUGGCAAAUGUAUAUGAAGGCAUAGCUUUAAUAUUUUCAUCGAAAGUCGGAGAUAUGUUGGGAUUUGGGAUGUUCCACUUUUUUUUAAUAAAUUAUAUAAUAAAUUGCGUUAAUCAUGUUCAAAAUUCAAUAUAAAGUGAAUGGAUAAUUAGGUAAUCAUUCAAUGAGAUUGUUUUAAACUCAUAAGUCGGUUAACAGACCGAAAUCCUAUGCAAUAACAUAUUGUAUGUCAUAUAAAAAUAUGUAUUUGAUGAUUUUAAUUCUAGGAAUAUAUGAUAUGUGAAAAACAAAAUCAUUUUCAUGUACACAUUUUACUUUAAAUGCUUUCUAUUUUUACUUUUAUAUUUUUGUAAUUGUUCUACAUUCCAUGCAAUUAUAUUUAUUUAUAGUUUUCGUUGCUUAUAUAUUUCCUUACGAAUAACUUAAUAUAUGCACAUUAAUGUAAUGUACAAAACCAUAUUAUGAAAUUUCUUAAUAACAGAAUGGUUGAGAGGAGUAUUGUUCUUAUAUUGAUUGUUUGUUACGUUACUUAUCUAUGAGAAAAAGUAUGUGUAUAUAUUUAUGUAAUGUUUAUUUAAAUAUAUAAUUUUAAUACAAGUGGUUGCAAGUAUGCAUUUACAAAAUUCCUUCUUACCGAUAGGUACAUGCCGAUAGUAAGGUUAAGGACUCAAUAUUGUAAUUAGAGAAAAGUAAUCAAAUUAUUUCUAUAAUUAUUACCAUUUAGUAUUUGACUUAAAUAAAAAUUGCAUUUAAACUGACAGUUUAAAAUUUUAUGAUAGUGAGAACAAUCACACUAAAAUAAUAAAUUUGAAAUUAAUAAUUUGCAAACUUUUUUUAAUGAAUUAAAUAAAAAAAAGCGCACUUUGUGCGGGAAAUUGGAAUUACCGGGUACAACAAACUAUUAUUGUACUAAUGGUAUUGUCAUUGAUAUGUUGCCAGUAGCGAAAUCAAUUUUAAUUUAUAUGUAUUAACUUAUAAUUUGGCACUUUUUAAUAGUUCUUGUCUUAAGUGAAAAUCAACAAAAAAUCUUAUUUAUAAAAGUGUGUAUUGAAGUUUAAUUAUGCAGGCGAGUUUAUUUUAGUGAAACCUAGUACUAAAUCAAAUGUAUGAACACUAAUUUGCAGCAUUUAGCUCUUGGGGAUAUAAAAUAUUGUCACAAAAAAAAUAGAAUUAAUAUAAUAUGAAUUCGCAAAU
Molecule: messenger RNA, 3095 nt
Organism: Zerene cesonia (dogface butterfly)
Lineage: Eukaryota; Metazoa; Arthropoda; Insecta; Lepidoptera; Pieridae
Gene: ZnT86D
Product: zinc transporter 7
Exons: 3
Coding region: 305-1345 (346 amino acids)
Biological process (GO): intracellular zinc ion homeostasis; transmembrane transport; zinc ion transport
Cellular component (GO): Golgi apparatus; membrane
Molecular function (GO): zinc ion transmembrane transporter activity
Source: RefSeq, a predicted model, not a curated record